UAGUUUUCUGUGUGUCUGCCUGAUACUAGCCUUGGCUUUAAAACCAUGUGAAUGGGGGAAAAAAAAGCGAGAACUUAUUUCUUCUCCCACCACCGUCUCUCUCUCUCUGCCUGACAUAUUCACAAUUAGUGCUAGAGCUGCGUACAGACUCCAUGUCGGAAGUUCAAGCUAAAACUGUCCCUGCAGUUUUAACUACCAGUUCCACGCAGCUGUUACAUUCUAUGAAGGAUCAAGUUUCAUCAGAAGAUUCAGGAAGUGAUUCCAGUGCCAAGAUGUCUGGCAGUGCGGCUACGACGCCAGUUACAGCUGGUGCAAGUACCAUCCGCACUCGGGCCUCAACUGGCAGCAUCUCAGGAUUGCCAUUUGGUAAGACGGAAAUCAAAUCAGAAAGAUGUUCAAGUCCUUCCAGUGACACUUGCUCUUCCAGAUCUGGAACUCCACAGUCUUUUAAAAGAACUCGGCACAAGAUUGAUGAUCUCUAUAUUGUACAAGUGCCACCAAAGAAACAGAAAAUUGGUAGAAAUGAUGGAACUGGAUUGGUAAAUAAUAACAAGAAUGACUAUUUUUGCUGGCUGUGUCAUCGAGAUGGGGAAGUUGUUUGUUGUGAAUUAUGUCCUCGAGUAUACCAUAUCAAAUGUCUUGGACUUGAUGAGCCAUUCCCUGAAGUGUGGGUCUGUCCUGAAUGUGAGAAAAUUAUGAGAGCUGAAUGCAUUAAUACAAGAUCCAAGGCAAUGUCUAUGAUAUCUCAUGAACAGUUUUGUGUUCUUCUGAAGUAUGCUCUGAACAGAAUGAAACACCAAUCAAGUUCUCCAUUCCGUCAACCAGUAGACUUAUGUGCAGUACCCAAUUACCAUGAUUUUAUUUACCAUCCAAUGGAUCUUAACACAGUUGAAAAGAAUAUCAAAAGCAACAAAUACGGUUCCACCGAAGCUUUUUUAGCAGAUGUCAAGUGGGUCUUGCAUAACUGUAUCAUAUUCAAUGGAACUCACCAUAAACUAACUGCAAGUGCUAAGAUGAUCAUAAAGAUAUGCAAACAUGAGGUGGCAGAGAUUGAAAUCUGUCCCGACUGCUAUGCUCGAUCCUGUGAACAAUCAAACGAUGAAUGGUUUUGUGAACCCUGUAGCCAUCCACACCAGAUUGUUUGGGCAAAGUUAAAAGGGUAUCCAUUUUGGCCUGCAAAGGCAUUGCGGGAAAAAAAUGGCAUGGUAGAUGUACGGUUUUUUGGUGCCCAUGAUCGAUCUUGGGUACCUGUCUCUCAAGUGUAUUUGUAUUCCAAAGAGUGCCCAACAGUGAUGAAGUCCAAAAGAAGUGGUUUUGACCAUUCUAUGACUGAACUGAAAACAUACAUUGAAAAAUACAGGCAAAAGUUUGGAACUUUUGAGUUUUAUCCAUUCCGUUCACUCUACGACAGCAACAGUCCAUAUAUCAAAAAUGGGAAAUCUUCAAAACUUAAAUCUUUAAAGCUGCAUCCUUCUCCAAAAAGAACUAAAAGUCCGGAAACUUCCGAAAUAAAUUCUAAAAAGAACAACAGUUCACUAAGUUCAAGUAAAUCUUCAAAUAGUAGUAGUAGUAGUAGUAGUAAAAGCACAUCUUCAGAUAGCAAGAUGUCUGAAAAGGUAUCUGUGAUUACAAAGACUGCUUCUGCUGUGAAAAACAAAUACAGCAGCAUCAUCACAACACGUCGUGGUGCAAUGCUGAAAAUGUUGCAGCUGACCUCCACCGCAGCCUCCACCGCAGCCUCCACCCAACCUACUCAAACUUUGCAGUCUACUACAGUCAGUAGUUCAUUGUCAUCUUCCAUACCUUCUUCUUCUUCUUCAUCAUCAUCAGCAGCAUUUUCCACCUCCCAGUCAUUUACAUCAAUCUCGUCUCACCCAUCAUCCACAACGGUAGCAAUCUCUGCUGCUGUUGGAACCACCACCACAGUUACAACAUCAUGUCCAUUUAAUGCCACACCAACUGCCAGCAUCACAACAACAAAAACAACCACAGCACUCACAACAAAACCUAUCACUAAUAAAACCCCAACAAAACCAUUUAAAAGAUCUUACAGUUCGUCAAUAUUACCUAAAAAGCGGGCGUGUCCAGGUGUUUUCUUUCCCAGCAGUGAUUCUGACUUGUCUUCUGAUAAGAGUCCUGUGAAAGUGUGUAUGGAAAGUGUUGGAGAAAUUGAGGACAAAGUGUUUGCAAAUGGAAUAGAUAACCGGUUAAAAACUAUCAAAACGGAACCUGGUCUUGAAUUAGAAAGUUCUGAAUCUCGUACACCUUCUCAUAUGCCUUUAAUGCCAAAAAGAAAAAUGGUUCAACUACAUCAAAUAAAACAAGAAGUGGAAUCACCAGUUGAUAAGAAUUUGAUAUCACACAUGAAAUCUUAUGUGAAUUUGGCACCAAAACCUAUCCAAGAUAGCACGAAUGUCAAUCACGGUUACCCAAAAGCUGGAAGAAUUUUGAAACCCAAUGCUGGGUUUGACAGUAUCUUGAUGAAAAACAAUGAAAAUUCAAGCAACCAAAGGAAAGAUAAGCCAAGCUCCACACCUAACAACACCUUAUCGGUGACAGGAAACAAUCAAUUAUCAUUAAUAUUGUCUUCACCACCAAAGAAAAAUACCAGCCUCCGAAACCUUAGUGAUUCUCAAAUGUCGGCAUUCCGACCCCUUGCCAAAAUGCAGAAACAGAUUUCUGUACCAAUGAUGAAUCAACAAACAACAGACAAAAGUUCCGUUGACCUCCAGGUCUCCGAUGCUGGAUUGAAUUCAAACGCAGGCAACAGUGUACGCAACACUGGCAGGAAAACUGCUGCCAAGACAAAUACAUUGACUUCUGCAAUAAAUAAGAAUGGUGACAGCAAAUCUAGCACAGAUGAAAGUUCGAAUCUUGCUCUUCCUUCCAUUGUGACAGAUGCAACUCUUCUUCUUGGACUCUUAAAGAAUAAACCUGGAGAAAACUCAGCUGCCAUGAGGAGUGAUGCUAGCCGACCAAUCGAAAUCAACCAAAUGGUUGAGAAAUACACAAAACAGCUAUCAAAGAGCAUUCGAGAAUCAUUUGAAGAAAUGUAUGCUGACAUGUUGACUAAACAUAGUCAUCAGAUCAUUAUGAAACACUACCACCAGGAGCUUGAGAAACUUCGAUGGAUCCAUGAACAGGAAAUUGCAGAAAUUAAACAUAACCUAAAUCUGACUGUGGCAGAGAUACGAGCAAGUUGGGAAAAUGAGAAAGAACGUUUUGCUUCCUCAAUCCGAGAACAAUGUGAUAUUGAAAAGAUGAAAUCUAUUGAGGAAACAAAGAAGAAACAAUGGUGUGCAAACUGCAGUAAUGAAGCCCUGCUGUAUUGCUGCUGGAACACCAGUUACUGUGGUUACCAAUGUCAGGCAAACCACUGGCCCCAGCAUAUGAACAGCUGUACGCAGCAACUCUCUCAGACAACCAGUUCAACAGUGCAACCCACAGCGACCCCUACAUUGCCUUCCACUCCAUCUGCAUCGGCCACAACGGCCACAGUAUCAGCAGCAGCAGCAUUGUCAACAACAACAACACCGACAACCACAUUUUCUGGUACAUUGAUGACGGGAAAUCCACAGAAUAUGAUUGUCCUCAAUGAUGCCUUACCCAACACAACGAGCACGACUGCCCCGAUUGUCAUCUCUACCAUGCGACAACAACCUGUAACAGCAGCAGCAGCACAACAACUGCCAGAGAUUAGAUCUGUUGAGACGCUGAAUACAACAGUUUCAGGCAAACCAACUGGAAGAGUGUCUGGUAUGUUGCAGCAAAUCAUUAAAAAAGAAGAUAAUCGCUCUAAAAUGAUAAACUUGCAGCCUGCUUCCAAUCCGGUGCCAGGCACUACGCAGAUACAGUUCCUUCCAACAUCUCUGCCGCAACCAGUUACAGGUUCUAUACAAGUGUUACCGGCACCUUCAACACAGUUACUCACCAGAAACCCCAUCUUAUCACCCAGCCACCAGCUACAGCUUCAAUAUAUGCAAUCACCACAACAAAUCCAAACUUAUGCUGCCACUUCCGGACAAGCACCAGUAAGAAUGCAAGCAGUCCAACUUCAGAGCACGGCCAUUCCUUCAACACUUCAAUCACAGACAUUUCCCAGCAUCAUGGCAACGUCUCAGUCAGUCAGCUCACCAACCACAAAGAUAAGCACAAUUUCAGCACCAACAGUUGCACCUAGCGGCACCAAAAACCUCAAAGUGAACACCUCCAACAAUAUCAUAAUUCCUUCAGGACCAUUUAUACUCACAAAAGCUUCUCAGGGUCAUCUUCAGCUGAAUGCGACAAAACAGAUGUAACAACACUUAGUUAUUAUUAUUAUUAUUAUUAGUAUUAUUAUUAUUAUUAUUAUUAUUAUUAAUUACUAUUAUUAUUAGUGUGGUGGAUUGGCAGAAAUGUUAGAAUGUUGGAUAAAAUGCCUUGUGGUGUUUAGCUACGGCCCUUCACGUUCUCAGUUCAAACCCCACAGCAAUCAACUUUGCCUUUCAUCGUUCUGGGUCAAUGAAAUAAGUUACCGAUCAAGUACUGGGGCAAUGAUGAAAUAAAUCAUCGGUCAAUUAUAGGGGCCAAUGUAACUGACUGGCCCCUCCCCACAAAACUGCACUCUUGUGUCUGUAGGCAGAAUGUUUAGAGUUGAACCAAAUACUUUGUACGAUUUCUUUCAGUUCUUUACGUUGUGAGUUCAAAUCCAGCCAAGAUCAACUUUGCCUUUCAUCCCACCUAGGGUCAAUGAUAUAAAAAUAACAGUCAGUUACCGGGAUUGAUUCAAUCAUCUCAACCCUUCCCCCCACCUCUCUAGUCUUGGGGCUCGUCGUACCUCUAUUAACAGCAGUUGUUCUGGUUAUUGCUUGCUGUUCUGCAGAGAACUGGCAGCACUGAUAAAGCACCAGACUAGUGUGACCAGGGCCUCCAUUUGGUGGAACCAAACUAGUUUUGGAUCACAAGAUGAGAGCAGGCAUGGCUGUGUGGGGAAGAAACUCUCUUCCCGACCACAUUGGUUUUGAGUUCAGUCUCACUGUGUGGCACCUUGGGCAAGUGUCGUCUAAUGAAGCCUCAUGCCCACCAAAGCCUUGUGAGUGGAUUUGGUUGACAGAAACUGAAAGAAGCCCAUUGUGUAUUUGCACUCUUGUUUAGACAUCGUGUGAUGUUUGUAACUGAUCAUCAUCAUCAUCAUUCAAGUGAAGUUGCUCAUUUCCAGUUUUUGAAUUACUGACAAUUACUUUGCUUGGAAAGAGGUCAACGUUGGCAACAGGAAAGGUACCUGGCUGUAGAGAAACUGCCUCAUCAAAUGGCAUCUAAGCCAUGUUAGUAUGGAAAGUGGACAUUAAAUGUUGCUGAUGAUUGACAUUUGUUUAUGUUAGGGAGGGACUCGGAAGAUAGUCUUGGGCCCCAGACCAAUGUGCUGGCUGAAUCCCCACUUCAGAGGCCCUGUUUUGCCCCUGUACAUUCCACUUAUAAUUAUGUCAGGCUCAACUUCUGCCUUUAACCCUUACAGGGUCAGUAUGUCACUUAGGGGUCACAUCUAAUCAAAUAUAUUUCGCACUUGCAAAAGUAUGGCAGAGUGUGAAAGAAUAUUAUUAGAAAUGUUGUCACCAAAGACCACAUCUUAGCACUUGCUUGAGCCUGAAAUAAUGUCUUUGAAUUCCUCCAAACAUGCCUUUCUUUAUCUACAGCUAAGCUUUGUAGCAAAAAUAAAGAUUUAUCUACUGAAACAGCAAACGAAAGCUAUUGACUGCUUCUGCCAACAAAUAGCUAUCAACUAAUGAAAACAGCUACAAUUUAAAUUAACAGAUGACUUGUCCAGGAUAAAAAAUGAUUUGUUUCCUUUUCAAAUUUUAUUUUAAAAUGUUAAUUAGAUGGGAUGAGAGAUUUAUCUUAAGUUUUUAAAUGAAUGGGUUUUUAAAAAAACUUCUUUAAUCCCCCACCCACCCAAUUUUUAAGAAAAUUUAUUUUAAUGAAACUGAUCUGGCAUUUUUUUUGUGAACUUGUAUGAUUUGUUUAUUUAUUUUUGUUUGUUUUUAAUACCUUCACAAAAACGUCUGUUAUGAUUAGGAACCAUUAAUAUAUCUGCAAUGAUAAGAUUGCAGAAAUAGUUAAAAUACAUUGAUUAUAUACAUAUAUAUAUAUAUAUAUAUAUAUAUAUACACACACACACACACAUAUGCACACAAACACACACACACUCAUGCAUACAGACGUGUGCGUAUGUGUAUAUAUAUACAUAAAAUUUUUCUGAAGAAA
Messenger RNA from Octopus bimaculoides (California two-spot octopus), 6240 nucleotides. RefSeq lists its product as uncharacterized. Gene Ontology annotation, molecular function: transcription corepressor activity; protein binding. Gene Ontology annotation, biological process: regulation of DNA-templated transcription. The record is from RefSeq and is a predicted model, not a curated record. Lineage: Eukaryota; Metazoa; Mollusca; Cephalopoda; Octopoda; Octopodidae. Gene Ontology annotation, cellular component: nucleus; cytoplasm.